Messenger RNA from Nicotiana attenuata, 2796 nucleotides. Its product is annotated as cation/H(+) antiporter 14. The record is from RefSeq and is a predicted model, not a curated record. Gene Ontology annotation, cellular component: membrane; endomembrane system. Bases 55 to 2499 code for a protein of 814 amino acids. NCBI's taxonomy places the organism in Eukaryota, Viridiplantae, Streptophyta, Magnoliopsida, Solanales, Solanaceae. Gene Ontology annotation, biological process: regulation of pH; proton transmembrane transport. The transcript is spliced from 3 exons. Gene Ontology annotation, molecular function: antiporter activity.
CAAACCAUCCUCUUUCUUCAUUUGCUUCUUUAAUCAGUAGUUUUUGUAACAAAAAUGGUAAAACGAAGAGUUUCAGAUUCAAUAGGAGUAGUCCAAGGUCGAUAUCGUCAAGAAUUAUUUAUAUGUCAAUUUUCAGAUAUGGUCAAUUCCAAAGGAUGUUUAUGGUCUGGAGGUGACCCUUUCGCUUUCAGUUUACCACUGGUGUUGGCACAAUUGAUUUUCAUUUUCUUCGUCACCAGAAUUACUUUUUUCCUCAUCAGACCUCUUAAACAAAGUAUGGUCAGUGCACAACUUAUUGCUGGUGUUUUCAUGGGGCAAUCAGGCUUAUGUCGUAACAGAGCGUUUGCGGCCUUAAUGUUUCCACCAAGAGGAAGAAUGGUACUACAAACAGUUGCAGAUCUUGCUUUCAUGUUUCAUCUUUUUGUUCUUGGAAUUCAUGUAGAUCCAACAAUGGUGAAAAGAGCGGGGAGAAAUGCGAUGCUAAUUGGUGCAUCCAGUUUCGCGUUGCCUUUUGUACUUGGAUGUCUAGCCAGUUAUACAUUACCUCAUUUGGCUGUAGUAGAUGAAGCAACAGCUCAUUUGCUGCCUUAUGUAGCCGUACUUAACUCAGCGUCUUUCUUUCCUGUGAUCACAAGCCUUCUUGGCGAUCUUAAGAUUCUAAACUCAGAAAUUGGUCGAAUAGCUACAUUGGCUUCUAUGGUUACUGAUAUUUGUAUAUAUGUCAUUUUCAUAAUUGGGACUACAGUAAAUUCAUCAGCAAGUUGUUCAAAGUGGAAUGGAGCAUUGUGCAUUGCGUGGAUAGGCACUUUCUUGAUAGUAGUUGUGUUUGCAGUAAGGCCAUUUGUGCAACAAAUUGCUAGGACUAUACCUGAAAAAGGGUCUAUGAAAGAAAGCCAAUUUCUAGUUGUAGCUAUGAUAGUUUUGAUCUGUGGCUUUGUCGCGGAGUCUCUUGGACAACCGGCUGCUCUUGGUACUUUUAUUUUGGGCAUGGUGGUACCGGAGGGACCUCCUCUAGGUUCAUCUUUGGUUUACAAAAUCGAUUCUUUAUGUACUGGAUUGUUGCUUCCUGCUAAGUUUGCUAUUAGUGGUUUGGCAAUGGACAUUUUCGCAAUAGGAAAAGGAAAGAGUCUUUUAGGCGUUGAAGCAGUGAUCAUCUUAGGUUAUUUUGGAAAAUUUGCUGGCACUCUUGUUCCAGCAGUUCAUUUUGGUGUUCCUUUUAGAGAUGCACUUUCUCUUGCUCUUAUCAUGUGUUGCAAAGGAAUUAUCGAGGCAUCCCUCUAUAUCGGCCUCAGGGAUAAUGGAAUAAUAACAAAUGAAGCGUAUGCGCUUUUGUUAAUCACAAUGUUGGUGAUAACAGGAGCUUUGAGACCCUUAAUUUGGUACCUCUAUGAUCCAUCAAGAAGGUAUUUAGGCUACAGAACAAAUAGUAUACAGCAUUUGGAUCCGACGAGUGAGCUUCGGAUACAGGUAUGUAUUCACAAUGAAGAUAAUGUCCCAAGUAUUGUUAAUCUUCUAGAAGCCUCCAAUCCAAGUAGAAGGAGACCUAUUUCAGUGUUUGUUCUUAAUCUAAUGGAGCUCAAAGGUAGCGCGGCUGCAUUGCUGGUGCCAACGCAUAAUAGAAGAGGCAAGGCUAAACUCAAGUCUCUGCCAAGCAGAACAGAACAAGUAUCAAACGCGUUCAACAUCUUCGCGCAUAGAAAUCAAGGUUCUGUGGCUGUUCAACACUUCACAUCCAUUGUUCCUUAUGCCACUAUGCAUGAUGACAUAUGUACAAUCGCGAUGGAAAAAGGUGUCAGUAUUGUGAUCGUCCCGUUCCAUAAGCAGUGGGCGAUUGAUGGAACAGUAGGAGCCAAUUUUCCUGCUAUUAGAAUGGUGAACCAACAGGUACUCUAUAAAGCACCUUGCUCGGUUGGACUCCUAGUUGAUCGAGGUCAAUUAGCCGAUAACCAACAAAUCUUGUUUGGCCAUUCUUUUUUUCGCGUUACAAUGCUCUACCUUGGCGGUCCAGAUGAUGAUGAGGCGCUGGCCUAUUGCAGCCGAAUGCUAGAGCAUCCACAUAUCAGCCUAACUCUCGUCUGGCUCAGACAUUCGAGUGACAAUAUCGAUAACAGUGUGGAGUCAGAUACGAUACGUUGGUUCAAGGCUAAUAACAUUGGUGCAGAAAGGGUGAGUUACAAAGAAGAAGUGGUGAAAGAUGCAGUGGGGACGACACAGGUUCUUCGUUCACUCGAGAACAAUUGUGAUCUUUGUAUAGUUGGUAGAGACCAUGAACAAUCUGAGUUAACACUAGGGAUUAAUGAAUGGAUUGAAUGUCCAGAACUAGGAUUUAUUGGAGACAUGUUAGCGACUUCGGAUUAUAGUUUUUCGUUGCUAGUUGUGCAACAAAUACCACCAGGGACUGAGUUUAUGAACAGCCACUCCCUGAAACCUGUAUCUAGCAGUUAUUAUUCUAGUUCAGGGAAAUAUAGUCAUCGUUCUGGUUUUGGCUCUUUUGGGUAGCAGCUGAAGUAGUUUUGCCUCUUUGAUCAAUACCAAAAAAAGGCCAGCUCGGUGCACUAAGCUCCCGCUAUGCGCGGGGUCCAGGGAAGAGCAGGACCACAAGGGUCUAUUGUACGCAGCCGUACCAAAGAAUGGUCAAUACCAAGAAUGUAGAAAAUAGCUUGAAGGAUAGAUAGAAAGAAAAUGGUCUUCUCUGUAUUAUAAAUCUUACAGAAUUGUAUGUAGAAAUUAGGAAGCACAAAGUUCAGUUUCUGCAAUUAGUUAGAAUGCAGGUUUUGUUUUUUGGUUGUUUCAGGU